Messenger RNA from Rhizoctonia solani, 321 nucleotides. RefSeq lists its product as uncharacterized. NCBI's taxonomy places the organism in Eukaryota, Fungi, Basidiomycota, Agaricomycetes, Cantharellales, Ceratobasidiaceae. Bases 1 to 321 code for a protein of 106 amino acids. The record is from RefSeq and is a predicted model, not a curated record. The transcript has 3 exons.
AUGUCGUCGACUACCUCUUCGGCGCCAGCCGAACCAACCAGCUUUGAAGAUGACAGUCCUACCAAGCGUUCACGGGUCGUGCUCACUGCAACUAUCGGCGGCGUCUGUAUCCUAGCAGUUACAAUUGCGUUUAUAGCUAUUAGGGUAUCUCGUUGGCUUCGUGGCAGGGCAGAUCGCAAGAGAAGAAGGAAGCUCCUGAACAUUAAUGGUGGUAAUCGCCAGAAGCGCAACGCAUGGGAUGUUCAGGAAUGGGAGGGUACACCCGGCGUAUCACCACCCUUCCCAUCAGGCUUGAGGAACAGGACGCUUCAUUACUUUUGA